This is a messenger RNA of Telopea speciosissima, 1231 nucleotides long. RefSeq names its product protein LIKE COV 2-like. Bases 76 to 837 code for a protein of 253 amino acids. Lineage: Eukaryota; Viridiplantae; Streptophyta; Magnoliopsida; Proteales; Proteaceae. The transcript has 8 exons. Gene Ontology annotation, cellular component: Golgi apparatus. The record is from RefSeq and is a predicted model, not a curated record.
CAAAUUUCAUCAUAUUGGAGAGACCGAGAGAGACUAGAUUGGACUAUUAUUUGGUUUGGUUUUCUGCAAGCGAAAAUGGCUGAAGAAAAGGAAUCCACGUCAGUUCCUUUGAGUCAAGGUAGCGCCGGCGAAGAUCCCGCAAAGUCUCCACCUAACUCCUCCAAUUCCUCCGCUCGUAAGGCUUGUUUUGUUGUUUUCCAGAGUUGGAUCUCCAAAAAGUUCAUGACUGGAUGUGUGGUCCUUUUUCCUGUUGCGGUUACCUUUUUCAUUACAUGGUGGUUUAUUCAAUUUGUUGAUGGUUUCUUCAGUCCAAUAUAUGAAAGACUUGGAAUUGACAUUUUUGGGCUUGGAUUUGUGACAUCUUUAAUUUUUGUAUUCCUCAUUGGUAUAUUUGUUUCAUCAUGGAUGGGUGCCACUAUUUUUUGGCUUGGAGAAUGGUUGAUAAAGAAAAUGCCACUAAUGAAGCAUAUAUACUCGGCAUCUAAACAAAUUAGUGCUGCUAUUUCUCCAGACCAAAAUACAACUGCUUUCAAAGAGGUCGCAAUUAUUCGUCAUCCACGUGUUGGUGAAUAUGCAUUUGGUUUCAUAACAUCAUCAGUUGUCCUUCAGAGAGAAAAUAUGGAUGAAGAGUUAUGUAGUGUUUAUGUUCCUACAAACCAUCUAUAUAUUGGAGAUAUUUUUCUCGUUAACUCUGAGGAGAUCAUCAAACCAAAUCUUUCUAUUCGAGAAGGCAUAGAGAUCAUUGUUUCUGGAGGUAUGACAAUGCCACAGCUGAUAUCUCCAUUACAAAGGUUUCCUCGUCCUAUGGAUCGAAUCCCUCUCAACAGAUUAAUCUAGUGCCAUGGACUACAACGAGAGGUCAGCAGGAACAGAGAAUACUGAAUCAGCUUCAGUUUUGUAUUUGCAGUCGUGUAGACUGGUGGUAAUGUUCUGCCCAUGGUGAACUACUGUAUUCAGUGGUGGAUGUUGUACACGUCUUUGCGUUGUUAAGAGAGAAAAUGCUAGGGGCCAUCAUUAGUUUGCUGGUCAUGUUCACAUUCUGAUGCUGAGUUCACCAAUUCUGUAGUAUUAGACCUUCAUAUAUGAUGCGUAUUGUUGAGUUUUGGAUUCCAAUGUUGUGUCCUUGUUAUGGGUUCAUUUAGUUGAUACUUUUGACUGCUCCAUACUAAUGACUCUGUACAUAUUUGGAUGGUUCCAUUGUUAACUAGCAAUGUAUAGUUAUUUAGUUCUU